AUGGCCAAUGGCUCAACAUGCAGUGACAGUGGCUCGGACCUUGCGGCCCUUCUAGAACAGGAGUUGGACAGUGCAUCAUUGCCUGGGUCUCCUAAGGAGACGGUGCUGGCUGAGGUUGAGGUGCUGGAAGAUUCAAGGCAGGCAAAGCGGUACAUUCACUCCGGGCUGAAACUCAGCGCUUCAGAAGCAGAACGUGUGAGGCAGCAGAGCCUGAAGAGGGCGCUCAGCAACAGGAAGUUGCUCUUGGUGCUGGACUUGGAUCACACCCUGCUCAACUCCACGCGAUUUGAUGAGGCGGUGGGUUUUGAGGAGCAGCUUGCUGCCAUACAGCGAGCAAGGCCUGAGGAUCAGCCGGUGUCACUAUACCAUCUGGAGCACAUGCGCCUGUGGACAAAGCUGCGGCCUUAUGUCAGGGAGUUCCUUGAAAAGGCGCACGAGGUGUCAGAGAUGCACAUCUACACGCAUGGCAACGCGGAGUAUGCCAUCGAGAUGGCUCGCCUGCUGGACCCCACCAAGCGCUUCUUUGCAGAACGCAUCAUCUCCCAGGGGGACAGCACGGUGAAGCAUGUGAAGGACCUGGACGUUGUACUGGGUGCUGAGACGGCCGUGGUCAUCUUGGACGACACAGCCGGCGUUUGGCCCUCGCAUCAGCAGAACCUCCUACAGGUGGAGCGGUAUGUCUUCUUCCCGGCGUGUGCGCGCCGUUUCCAGCUGAACGUGCAGUCUCUGCUGGAGCUGGGGAGGGACGAGGACGAGCAGCAUGGCAUGCUCGCCUCCGCGCUCCGAGUGCACAGCCGGUUCUUUGGCGCGUCGGCCGGCGGCGGGCAGCAGGACGUGAGGCAGCACCUGCAGGCCCUGCGCCUGCAGGUGCUGUCGGGGUGCCGCAUCAGCUUCAGCCGCAUCAUCCCCCGGGGCGAUCGCUUCCCAGAGACCCACCCCCACUGGCAGAUGGCACAACAGCACAAGCCAAUUAAGUUUGCCGUCAGCAAUGGAGGCAGCAGAGAGAGUCAAAGCAUAGAGUGGGUGCAGCUGGGCGCUGUGGUGACGCUGGGAGUGGAGGAGGACACAACGCAUGUGGUGGCAGCAGCCAAGGACACCGACAAGGUGCACUGGGCCGUGGCAAACGAGCGCCAUAUCGUCUCCCCAGACUGGCUCACGGCAUCAGCAUGCUUGUGGCGAAAGAUGGAUGAGGACCGGUUUCCUGUGGGCGAUGCACCCACUGUUGUGGCCAAGGUGGGGCUGUCUGCAGAGGAGGAUACCAAGGCAGCCUUGGCUGGAGCGGGCGGUGGCAUGCGAGUUGCAAGCAGCAAUGAGAGUUGA
This is a messenger RNA of Coccomyxa subellipsoidea C-169, 1320 nucleotides long. Its product is annotated as carboxyl-terminal phosphatase-like 4. The transcript is spliced from 10 exons. Gene Ontology annotation, molecular function: RNA polymerase II CTD heptapeptide repeat phosphatase activity. The coding region runs from base 1 to 1320 and encodes 439 amino acids. Lineage: Eukaryota; Viridiplantae; Chlorophyta; Trebouxiophyceae; Coccomyxaceae. The record is from RefSeq and is a predicted model, not a curated record. Gene Ontology annotation, cellular component: nucleus.